UAUCUCGCUCUCUCUGUUCCUUUCUCUGCCCCUCCCUCUCCCAUCCUUACUCUGACCACUGGAGCAGCAUGAGGAUGGACUUUAUAUACUUGAAGGAGUACCUGGGCUGGCUGUACUACCAGUACCUGCUCAUCACAGGCAUAUAUGUGCUUGAGCCCUGGGAGCAGUCCAUCUUCAACUCUAUCUUCUUCUCCUCUGUGGCCAUGGUCAUCUACACCUCCUACGCCUUCUUGCCUGUACAUGUGCACCUGGCACUCAAGUUCUUCUGCGGGGAACAGCCAGAGAGCACCAUGGCACUCAUAAACUAAGCAGUGGAUGGGAUGGAUGGCAGGAAGGAGAUUGGGAAUGAGAAGGGAGGACCCCCUACCUAAGAUCUUGACAUUUGACCUUGACCUCACUUGACUCGAUGACUGUCUGACCUCUCAGUUCUCUCACCACCCUUUUACCAUACAGUUACCCACUACUCCCACAAUCCACAAUACUCUACUACCUACUCAGCAAAGGAAGGCUGAGUUUAGGAUGAUUCUGUGAAAUAUUCUGGGAGAAUACCUCCCUUUACCCCCCCUCUUACCCCUGGUAUUAUACUAUACAUCAUUGUAUGCUACUUUCACACCUUUGCUGUGA
This is a messenger RNA of Oncorhynchus masou masou (cherry salmon), 624 nucleotides long. RefSeq names its product serine palmitoyltransferase, small subunit B (gene sptssb). The transcript has a single exon. Gene Ontology annotation, cellular component: serine palmitoyltransferase complex. Gene Ontology annotation, biological process: ceramide biosynthetic process; endoplasmic reticulum organization. Bases 69 to 308 code for a protein of 79 amino acids. The record is from RefSeq and is a predicted model, not a curated record. Gene Ontology annotation, molecular function: serine C-palmitoyltransferase activity. NCBI's taxonomy places the organism in Eukaryota, Metazoa, Chordata, Actinopteri, Salmoniformes, Salmonidae.